AUUUCUUUUUUAAAGAGAUCCGAUGUUGUAAUCUUACUCUCGCCUUAAAAUUAAAUUAAUAAUUAAGGGUUCCUACAGACGAGCGACUUUGUAGCGCCACAAUCGAAAGCGCCGAAAUCCGUUCAUACGGAGUUACGGAGAAAAGUGUCGCGAAUUUCGCUACAAAUGCUGUAAAGCGUUUAAUUGACCAAUUAGAAAAAAGAAUUUUACAAAUUGAUCAGUCAAAAAUUGCUGUAAAGCAUUUGUAGCAUCGCGUUGAUCCUCACAGUCGUUCGUCUGUAAGAGCCCUAAAGUGAACAAACCAUUUAUUCAAAUGCGAAUUCAAAUGUCUUUCUUGCCGGUUUCGAUUGUGCAAUUGCAUUACACAUUACACACUUAUAUGAUGCAUUCGGGGAGAUCAUUCUAUCUUCGUUGUUUAUUAGGCGUAAAACAAAGAUAGAAUGAGAGACACAAAUAGCGCUAAUAGCGUCUCCUCAAACGCACCUAUAGUCUCUUCAUUCAUCUGAACAUGCGUUCGUGCGAUGCGGAAGUGUCGUAAUUGCAGUGUCUGAAGGCGCUUCGCCAAAUCGCCAUUUCUAUUUUGAUUGUAUCAUCCUGAUCAUCCUUUUGUUACAUUUGCCCGAUUCGAGGUUCGAGGUGGCCGAUGCAUUGCAUUCUGAGAUUUUACGAUUUAUUCAAUUUCGAAAAUCAUCCAGUGGUCCAGCACCAAUCAGUCAGGUUGCAGAGCCAAUAAUAAGAAGGAAGAAAGAAGUCUUUCUAAGCAUUGAUUUACUUCCGAUACGGCAAGUUCAUCAAACAAAACAGUCAACGAGACGCCGCAAGAGAAUUGUACUUGAAUAGAAUUGAGAUUGUUGCAAUCAUGUUACAAAGCAAAUUACGUCAGAUAAUACUAGAAUAUACGGAUUAUUUUCUGUCGCUCGUAGAGAAGUGUAUGGAAUGGAGUCUACCUGAACAGAAUAUCGAAGAUGAAAAAGAAUCGGGAAAAAUGAAACUUGUGAAACCAUUGCCUUGGUUCUUAUUCUUGCCGUGCUUAAUGAUGUUAAGUUUAAUCAGAAUGAUAGUUAAUAUAGAUGCUUUCAUAUCCAAAAAUCCUAAAAUCAAGUUAAGUGAAAUGAUAAAAUUCGUGCAAAAAUAUCGGAGAUAUCUGCAUGAUGCAAUGAAGAAAGAUAAAAAAGAGAAGUGUAAGCUCAAGGUAACGACAUCCAAAGAAAAGUUGGAAGAAAAGCCGAAAGAAAGGUCGGAAGAAAAGUCAAUAGUAGAAUCAAUCGAUUCUACGACACCAUCAAAACAUUCAAUGAGCGAAUCGGAGGACAAGAAGGAGGAGGAGAAAGAGGAGGAGAAGGAGGAGGAGAAGGAGGAGGAGAAGGAAAAAGAAGAGACGGAAGAAACUCUGAUUGAGAAGAUUAAUCGACUCGCUUUGGAAAAUAGCGAGGACGAUGAAGAUUUUAAGCCAGAAUAUUUGACGAGCGAUAUGAGCAGCAACGAUGAGAACAGCAACGAUGAGAACAGCAACGUGUCUUCGAAUGAGAUUUAUGACAUCAAAGACAAGUUCAAUGAAAAGAUCAUCGAGCACUUUGUGAAUGACGAGCGAACUUUCACGUUGGCUUCUAACCAGAAACUCGUCGAGUCGACUUGCGAAAAGAGAUCGUCGGCCAAGGAGAGCUGCGAUAAGGUAGAAGAGCACUUCGCGACUUUGCAGCAUAUCGAUUCGUUAGAGUGUUGUACAUCCGACAGAUCUAGUCAAGAAGACAAUCCUAGCUUCUAUUCGCCAGUCAGCUCUGAUUCGGAUAAUGACACCAAAGGACCGGAAAUCGGUGUCGAUCGCCAAACCUAAGUGAUUCUCCACGCGUCUGCAUCUACGAUCUCUCGACUAGAGCUGGCUCCAGAGCUGGCUUUUCUCUACCUAAUAUUAUUCCUGCGCUUGUGUCUUCACCGCAUGUGAAUUCGCUUUCGUUACAUUGCUUUCAAGUAACAUUUAAUUGAGCUAUUCCUUCAUUUAAACACAUAUAAUAAGUUAAAUUUUGCAUUGAUGGAUUGUUACUUAAUAAUUUUAAUUAAUGUGUGAGUGAUUAUUAUUGACGAUUAAAUCAUAAAAAUCAUAUGGAAUAGACAUCUACAAUCUACGAGACUGCUUGUUUUACUGCUUGUUUGUAUUAUUAGGGUGCGUCCAGAUUAUAUCGAGCUGCAACUCGAACCUCAAGCCGCAAGCAUUUCGGUAAACAUUAUUGUUACGCGACUUGGCAAAAAAACAAUCGAGGUUUGAAUCGAGUUUCAGUUCGAUAGUCUGGCCACAGAUAGAUAAUCACUCUUAUAUUUAUGAUACACGUGUGUUUUAUAUAUAUU
Acromyrmex echinatior (Panamanian leafcutter ant) is the source of this 2343-nucleotide messenger RNA. RefSeq lists its product as uncharacterized. The record is from RefSeq and is a predicted model, not a curated record. NCBI's taxonomy places the organism in Eukaryota, Metazoa, Arthropoda, Insecta, Hymenoptera, Formicidae.